UUCCUCAUUAGCGAGGAUCGUUUAGUCCAGCUACGRUAAGCCUACCACAGCAUUCCCCCCUCCUCAUAAUAUAUUAGUGUCUCACAGAUGUCGAAGCCCCCUCCUAAACCGGCCAAGCCAGGCCAAGUCAAGGUGUUCAGAGCGUUGUUUACCUUCGACCCCAGAACACCAGAUGAGUUGUACUUUGAAGAGGGAGAUAUUUUGUACAUCUCAGACACAAGUGACACUAAUUGGUGGAAGGGGACAUGUAGAGGAAGGACGGGACUGAUUCCAAGUAACUAUGUGGCCGAGCAAGCUGAAUCUAUUGACAAUCCUAUGCAUGAAGCAGCCAAACGAGGCAACAUAGACUGGCUAAUGGAGUGUGUGUUGAACAACGUUGCGAUCAACGGGCUUGAUAAGGCGGGAAACACUGCCCUCUACUGGGGAUGCCAUGGAGGACAUAAAG
Messenger RNA from Austrofundulus limnaeus, 445 nucleotides. RefSeq names its product osteoclast stimulating factor 1 (gene ostf1). The record is from RefSeq and is a predicted model, not a curated record. NCBI's taxonomy places the organism in Eukaryota, Metazoa, Chordata, Actinopteri, Cyprinodontiformes, Rivulidae. Gene Ontology annotation, biological process: signal transduction. Gene Ontology annotation, molecular function: protein binding.